GACCAGUUGCUUUGACGCUCAAAUCCAAAGCUCAGGACCCCAACUUCAAUUCUUCUAGAAUUGCUAAGCUCCAUGCAGAUCUACUGAGUCAUAUCUUGACCAAACCCAGGCUCAACAUUGCGUCAUUAACAAACAAUGUGUUAGUUAAACAUUAAGGAUUUUAUGGAGCUGCAGCCAAAGCACAGCUGCACAUUAAGACCACGGAGCAAGGCUUCAUCCAGAAACUACAGGAGGAAGAGCGUCAGAAUGAGUGUUGCUCAGAACCAGCCGGCGCUGGAGUCCGACCUGGAGGCCUUAGAGUGUCACUUCACCUGGGACCUGGUCCCCAGCAGGUCCCAGCUCUUCCGUCUGAGGGACCAGCUGGAGGACAUCGGCACGGAGGAGGGCUACAGCUGGCUGGGUCACAUUUACAACCUGCAGGGGUACGUCCACUGCCAGCUGGGACUCCUCACGGAAGCUCAGCGGUUUCUUGGCAGAGCUGCCGAGGCCUUCCGCCAGAUACGCAACACCGUCUCAGACGACGGACCCUGGUUGAUGGUGAACUACGGGAACCAGGCUUGGCUGCACCACCACCUGGGAGCAGAGGCAGAGAGUCAGGCCUCCCUGACAAAGCUCCACGCCCUGAAGAGCAAAUACCCGCCUCCAACCCAGGACGAGCUGCAUCCAGAGGUGUGCGCUGAGAAAGCCUGGACCCUCAUGAAGUUCAGCACAGAGCAAAAGCUGCUGGCUGCAGAUUACUUCCAGAGAGCCAUCAGGAUGCAGCCGGACAUGGUGGAGUGGCAGAGCAGCCACGUGCUGGCGUUGGUUAAGGCCUUUGAACACCAACCUCUGAGGACGGAUGUCUUAGAGAAAAUGAAAAUUGCCAAAAAACAUGACCCUGAGAACCUGUACCUCGCAGCUCUGUAUCUUAAGGCGUGCGCCGAGAGCGGUAGGAAAACGGAAGAUGAAGCACGAGAUUUGGCCAGAAGGGUUUUAACUAAGCCUGUUAGCAGCUACAGCGGCAUCAAACCACUGCUAAAGCUCUUCAGUGUCCAUGUUUCCAUAGAUGAGGCUAUAGAUCUGUCAGAGGAAGCUGUGGAGAGACAUCCAGACAAUCGCUACCUGAAGAGGUGCGCUGCCAUGUGCUACAAAACCAGGAUCAUGUUCCAGAAGGACCAUCCUCUGGAGCACAGCCUGGUGGAGCGAGCAAUCAGCCUCUACAGGGAGGUGAUCUCACUUUACCCUCACUCGUCACAUAAAAGACGAAUCUCCUUAGCAAACAUCUAUGCACAAACCAAUUACAGCCAAGUGUCUGCGGAGCAGAUGUACGAGAAGCUUUUAGAGGGUGACCUGGAGCCUGCAGAGGCUCAGAUGCUUUACAACCACUACGCCAAACAUUUACACUCCACCAGAAAGGACAAGCACCGGUCCAUAGAAUACCACAUGAAGGCAGCAGCGAUAGCUCAGCCAUCGUCCUACCGCCACAACAGCAUCAGUAUCCUGCAGAGGGUCGGAGCAAGAAACAGGAACCGCAUGUGUGGAGAAAUACAAGAGUUUCUGACCCACCUGCACUGAGGUCACUACGACAGAAGCUCACCUGAGGAAGGACGGAUCUCCAUGUCAGCUGAAAUCUGAUGAUGGGAGAUGAGAGUGAGAUGCAGGUUCAGACCUCCAACGGUUAAUUAUUCUGAAAAAAAAAUAAUUAAGAUGAUUUUAAUUGUGCUGCAUCUACUUCAUUUGUCUGUACUCCACUGGCUGACAGGAUAGGAUACGACUUUAAAGAUUCCACAAUGGGGACAUUUGUGACAAUGCACAGGACAAAGGAAAAAAGGAAAACACCAACCGUAAAAUAAGGAAACAACAGUAACACUUCUACAUACUUGUACUAAGAAUACUUGUACAUACAGAAGUAAUAAAAUGGGCAAGGCAUCAGUGCUGUCUCUGCAUGCCAUCUGGAUGGUGGAGACCAGACACUGCACAACAGCAGAUUGUGACAAUUGUGUGUCACUGCAGUGAUGUAUUGACAGAACAGCAGACAAGUCCAAAACGGUGGGAGACAAAACAACAGAAUCGAGCUGAGACCAGUUCACUCACGUGGGAAAUGCUGGUGGUUGCAGCCGCCGGUUUUGCAGCAGUGAAGAUGUUCAGCUAAAGACAACUUUGCGUUACUGAAGGACACAAUCUGAUGGGGUGCAACACAAUAAACAGACCUCACAACUACUUUUAAAGAUUCAUUCACUCCUUCAUUUAAAAAAGCACAGGUUUAAAACAUGAAUAACAAAAGAGAUUUAAUUUGAAGUAAAACAUAAGUUAAAAAAAUUCAUCAUUUUUACCUAAAAUAGUUUGUGUUGCAGACAAAUCAUCAGCAGAAUCACAGCAGCCAAAAAUACCAUUUCUCGUCCUGUUGCUGAACUUCUACGCUGCCAUCGUUAAAUCCAUCCUCACGUCCUCCAUCACAGUCUGUUUGCUGAGACGAGGCCGAGCUGCAGCCGUCGUCCACUCAGUGAGAAGGUGACGGCCGCCACCUCCCGUCUCUCCAGCAGCUGCUCGUCUCCAGGACGGUACCGACCCUCUGACCCAGGACAUGAACGCUUCCAGCCCC
Messenger RNA from Betta splendens (Siamese fighting fish), 2581 nucleotides. RefSeq names its product interferon-induced protein with tetratricopeptide repeats 2-like. Gene Ontology annotation, biological process: defense response to virus. Gene Ontology annotation, cellular component: cytosol. Lineage: Eukaryota; Metazoa; Chordata; Actinopteri; Anabantiformes; Osphronemidae. The transcript has 2 exons. Bases 163 to 1554 code for a protein of 463 amino acids. Gene Ontology annotation, molecular function: protein binding. The record is from RefSeq and is a predicted model, not a curated record.